Molecule: messenger RNA, 660 nt
Organism: Pectinophora gossypiella (pink bollworm)
Lineage: Eukaryota; Metazoa; Arthropoda; Insecta; Lepidoptera; Gelechiidae
Product: cuticle protein 8-like
Exons: 3
Coding region: 1-660 (219 amino acids)
Cellular component (GO): extracellular matrix
Source: RefSeq, a predicted model, not a curated record
AUGGUUGUCAAAUUCGCCGCCAUCUUCUGCGUGGUAGCAGCAGCAGCUGCGGUGGUGGUGCCGGGUCCGGUGGCCGUGCAACAGGUGGCCGCGCCCGUCCAGAAGCUCAUUUACGCGGAGCCCGAGGCCCCCGCACAGUACGAGUACGAGUACUCCAUCAACGACCCCCAAACUGGCGACGUCAAGUCUUCAAAGGAAAACCGCAACGGAGAUGACGUUCAUGGAUACUAUUCCCUAGUUCAGCCCGAUGGUGUGCAACGGAUCGUGGAGUACACAUCUAGCAAGGAGCAUGGGUUUAACGCUGUAGUUCGAUAUGAAGGACAGGCUAAAGUGGUCGCCCCCGCACCCGUUGCUUUAGCCGCACCUGUGGCGAAAGUAGCGUAUGCACCCGCCCCGGUGGCUAAGGUCGCGUAUGCCCAAGCGCCAGUAGCCUACGCACCCGCUCCCGUCGCCAAAGUCGCCUACGCUCAAGCUCCAGUGGCUUACGCGCCCGCCCCAGUGGCUAAAGUCGCUUACGCCGCUCCUGCUCAAGUUGCCUACGCUCCAGCUCCAGUUGCGAAGGUUGCGUACGCCCAACCUGUCGCCAAAGUCGCGUACUCCCCAGCCGCCUCUGUCGGACACGUUACCUACGCGUCGCCAUCUGUCUCAUACUCUCACUAG